This is a messenger RNA of Paramecium sonneborni, 3623 nucleotides long. The record is from the annotation of a GenBank genome assembly. Lineage: Eukaryota; Ciliophora; Oligohymenophorea; Peniculida; Parameciidae.
AUGAACCCUUCUGAUCAAACUCCCAAUAAACAAAAAAAAACAAAACCCAAUAUGUUUCAAAUUUUCUAGUAUUAAUAUCUGAGUAUCAUAAAAAUUUAAUUUAUUUCUAGAAACCUAACCUUCACAAACCCAAGAAAAAUCAUUUCUUCCUAUCAAUUCAAAUUAUAUUACAACUAAACACAAACUUAAUCAAAUUGUUUAAAACACAUCUUUGAAUAAGAGUAUUAAAGCUUCACAUAAAGUCAAACUUUCGAUAUCAAACUUUUAAGAUGAUGAAGAGAAAAUUGGUAGAAUUAGUGCUACAGUAUAAGAAGCAAGAUCAAUUUUAGAAGAAAAUCAAUAGCCUCAAUUAAAUUAGCCUGAUCGUUAAUAAUAAAUUAUCUAUUUACAAUCAAAAAUAAGAACUUAUUUAGUUAAGAAGAGAUUGGCACCUUUAAAAAAAUCUCAUAAAUAUAAAUAUAGAAAACAAGUAUUGAAUGAAUUGUUUGUUACUGAAGAAAUCUAUUGUUCAGCUCUUAAAACUAUGAUUAAUUGCUAUUUAAAACCUUUAUCUGAAUCUAAAGGCAUUCUUUCAUCAAGUGAAAUAAAAGGACUUUUCUCCAAUAUUUAAUCUAUAUACAUGCUUUCCCAAGAAACUCUUACUAUAUUUAGAGAUUUAUAAAAAGAUUAUCAAUAAGAAUUCUAGAAUGCUAUCAAAUAGUUGCUUUCACAUGCCAAUUUUUUUAAAAUAUAUUAAGACUAUUUAAUAAAUUAUGCUAAUGCUUCAAAAUUAUAGACAAAUUUGAGAGUCAAUAAUAAAUAAUAUAAAUCAUUUUUAGAUUAAGCAGAUAAGAAAAAUCUUGGCAAAAAUUUAGAAAACUAUUAUUUAAUUUUACCAGUUUAAAGAAUUCCAAAAUAUGUACUUUUGUUUAAAGAUUACAUAAAAAAUCUAAAUUAAGAAAGUGUUGACUAUCCUAUAUUCUAAAAGAUUCUCUAAGAAUUUGAAGCUGUUGCUAAUCAAAAUAAUAAAGCUAUGGAUAGUUUAUUAUCAAAAUAAUAAAUUUUUGAAUUGCAAUAAUAAUAUGGAAAACAUGUAAAAAUUUUAGAAUUAAACAGACAAUUUCUUAAAGAAGAAUCACUUUAAAUGUACUUUUCUGUUGAAAGUGAGGUUAGACCUGUAAUUGUGUAUUUUUUCUCUGAUUUAAUUUUAAUAACAGAAAGAGAUCAAAUAAAAUAAGGUUAAGUUUUUAGAACUUUUAUUACCCUUAAUCAUUUAAGUUAAUGUAAUAAAAUGGCAGAAAUGUAUAAUUAUAAGUUUUUAUAUUAAAUUAAUGGAUCAGAUAAUCAUGUUACUUUUGUAGUAUAAAGCUAAGAUUCUGAAAAAGAUUUAAAAGAAUAAAUAGAUUUUGUGAAUGGAAUCAUACAAUAACUUUAAGAGAAGAAAGAUAGAAGAAAUAAAUUGAUUUAAGAAAUUAAACCUGAUUAUGUACCUUAAGAUGAUUAGAGUAAUUAAUAAAAUUUUGUUGUUACUGUAUAAAUUUAGGGAACUCAAGAAUUACUUGAUAAUUCAAAUAAAAAGUAUACAAGAUAUGUCUUUGAAAUUGUAAUUAAUAACAUUAUAACCUAACAAAUUUAUUUAAGAUUUAGUUAGUUUAAAUAAACAUUAGAAUUUGUUAAAGCCAAGUUUCCAAAUAUAAAAAUACCAGAGAUAAAGGAAACAACUUAUUUUGAUAGGAAUGAAGCCCUUGUGGUUGAUGUAACUAAUUUUAUUAUUAAGUUUAGAGAAGAAAGAUUUUAAUGACAGAAUUUUUAUUAUAACUUUUGAAUUCAAAAGAUUUUAAAGCAGAAAAUCAGUAUCAAAAAUAAAUUCUUAACCAAUUAGGAUUGCAUGAAAACUUUUAUAGUUUAUUAAGAAAAUUAAAGGAAGAAAAAGAACGAGAGUCUUAAAAUUUAUCAAUAUUGAGUUUAAGAGGAAAUAAAAAACCUUUAACUACUUUGAUUGAAAAUAAUUUUAAAUAAUAAGGUUUUAGAAAUUUUUAAUAAUCAAAUAUUAAUACUAUAUAAACAUAAGUGAGUACUCCUAGAGGACCAAUUAAACCUAUGGGUGAUUUACUUAAAUAAAUAUAAUAAACUGCUACUAAGAAUGGAGAAUAAUAAUAAUCAUAAUAAUAAUAAUAAUAAUAAUAAUAAUCAGAAACCCAAGAUCAAUAAUCAGAAUAAAAAUAAAAUGUUAAAGGUUUGAGAGCUUCUAGUAUGAUAAAUAGUAGGAAAGUAUCUGCUUCAUAAUUACUUGCUGCUGAUACUAGAUGUAAUUCUAGAUAAGGAUCUAUGAUAGCUCCAUAAGAUGGAAAUCUAUAAUUAGUAAAAAUUAAAGUUUAAAUAUUUCUAAAUUUUAAACCUUUUGAAUAUGAAUACUAAAUUUGUAGAGAAACUGAUGCUGAAUAACUUAGAGAUGAAGUGGCAUUAGAUAUUUAACUUUAAUAUUCAUAUGAUUUUAAACUAUUCUUAAUUGAUGAUUCAAUUAUUAAACCAUUAGAUAAAGAUGAAAAAUUGUGGAAUUUAUUAAUCAAAACAGAUGAAACUAAAGGUUUAUUCAAAAAGGCAUAAAAUUAACCUUAAUACAAUUAAAAAUUAUUAUAAUUGAGAAAGUACUUAUAUGUGAAUUGUGAGGAAGAAACAGAAUUUUGUAAAUGUGAUCUAGUUAGAUUAUCAUUAGUAAGUUAUUAACUAUUUGAUGAUAUCACAAAUUAAAGAUUAAUAUUAGAAUCUAAAAAUCAUGUUAUUUGUGCAGCAUUAUAUUUAAUACUAAAUAAAUUUAAAAAGAUAGAUAGGAACAACAUUCCAUUCAACGAUAUUAAAAAAGUAUUUAUUAAUUUUAUUUAUUCUCUUAGUUAAUUCCAUCUUAAAUUUUUAAGUAUAUUCAAUAAGAAACUUGGCUUAACUUCUUACCUACUAUAUUUGAUAAUUUCUAUACAUUGAUCACAAAUGAAUAUGCAGAAGAUUAAAAAAAAGAAAAAGAUUAGAAUUUUAAGUUUUAAUAAUAAAAUGCUAAAUCCACAGUUAAUAAUGAUUAGAAUAAUUAAAUUACAGAAUCAGACAAUUCAGAAAAUGCCAUCACUCUUAAGACUGAAGCUCAUUAUGCUAUGUUAAUCUUUUUGGAUAUUUUAAAAUCAACUAAAUUUUUUGGUGUUACUAAUUUUAAAGUAUAAAGUGAUAAGGAAACUUUAAUGUAUUUGUUUGAAUUAAGUAAACACUAUUGGUAAGAAAAGAAAAAAUAAAAUAAACUUUCUUCAUCAUAUGCUAUUGAAGAUUGUCGUACAUGGACAUCAUUUUAUUUGUGUAUAAAUUAUAAGUGUAUUAUAUUUCUAAAAUAACUGAAUUCCUAACUAGAAAUCUUAGAACUUGAUUAUGAAGAAAUAGAUUAAAUUAGUUCAUUACAAAAAAAUUUGGGAAUUUACAUUUUCAAUCCAUAGACAAAUAAUUUUGGGAUUCAAAUUAAUAAGAGAAUUUGUUUGAAUUUUGAAACAGAAAAGAGUUAUUAGAUUAAAUAAUUAAUAUAGACAUAUGACUAGAUGCAAAUGGAAAACCGUUAAGCAUUAGAGCUUUAAUGUGAUGAAGAGUAAAAUUUUAAUGAGUUUUAAUGA